CUGAAGCCCGACACCACGCUGAGCAGAAAGGUGUUCUGCGCAAUGUUCAGAGCUUACCAGACGACCGAAUCAAAGGCGUGACCAUGGCCUGAUCGUUCGAGGCACUCUUGGAAUGCCGAAGCUGACUAGAUCGCAUCGACUGAUGGCUUAUUAGCAGUAACUGCAUCUACUCUUCCUAUCUGCCAUGGUCUUUCAUCGCAUGCUCACUGUUCUCUUCUUUUCCUGUCUCGCCCUUACCAUAGCAUAUCUGUACAAACAAAACUACCCACCAAUGUCCGCCCCAAUCGCAGACCCCGGCAUGGCUUCAAGACACGCCAUAGUAGUGGGCUCGGGGCUAGCAGGACUCAGCGCAGCCUCGCAACUAAUCAGCCGCAAUAUUCCCGUCCGCCUUCUGGAACGCGGAGCAAAGCCCGGCGGCAACAGCAUCAAAGCCUCGUCUGGUAUCAACGGCGCACCGACCACGUAUCAGCCUGUCGCAGAGCCUCUUGACGCCUUCUACAAUGACACCACUCGGUCGGCAGGACAUGCCAUGUCUAGCUUCACGGCGCAACGUGAGAAGCUGAUUGAGACCUUGACCAAGAAUUCGGCCGCAGGCGUCGAGUGGUUGGUGCAAGAGAAGGGCGUAGACCUGAGUCGAGUUGCACAGCUUGGCGGGCACUCCUAUGCCAGGACGCAUAGGGGCGCCGGGCAAGCACCACCAGGCUUUGCUAUCGUGAGUGCACUUUUGAAGCAAUUGAAGGAGAGCCCUCUUUUCGACUUGCGAACUUCUUGUACCGUGACCAAAGUCCUGCAAGAUGGAGCGCACGUCACGGGCGUCGCAUAUGCGCGCGAGGAUGGAAAACAGGAAGAGCUUCACGGCCCGGUCAUAUUCGCAUCGGGAGGCUUCGGCGGCGAUGCAGAAGGCCUCCUGGCAAAAUACCGUCCAGAUCUCGCCGGGUAUCCCUCGACCAACGAUCCCCGACCUGGAACGCAGCCGCUGUUGACUGCGAUAGGUGCUCAACUGAUCGACAUGGAUCAAGUACAAGUGCAUCCCACAGGCUUCGUCGAUCCAGCGAAUGCGGCAACACCGCUGAAGUUCCUGGGCGCAGAAGUACUAAGAGGAGAGGGUGGCAUCCUCUUGCUCAACGGAAAGCGCUUCGUGGAUGAGCUCGACACACGAGAAAAAGUCUCCAAUGCAAUCACCACCACGACCCCGAGCUCAGAAUCGCCAAAGCAAUGGACUGUUCAAGUUGUCCUCGACGAAGGCACAUAUCAGGCAGCCAAGUCGCAUAUCGACUUCUACCUCUUCAAGGGCCUUAUGAAGAAGAGCACGAUAGCUGAGCUCGGCCCGCAAGCAUUGGAGUCCAUAACCCAGUACGCCAAGGUUGUAGCUGGAGAAGCAACCGAUGAAUUCCACAGGACGACGUUCGCAAACUGGACAUUGAAGAACCCCACGCCCGAAUCAGUUGUGUAUGUAGGCGUAGUAACGCCAGUAGUGCACUUCACAAUGGGCGGUGUACUGAUCAACGUGAAGAGCGAGGUGCUAGGAGAAGACGAAAAGCCUAUCAAAGGGCUGUGGGGCGCUGGCGAAGUCACAGGAGGCGUUCAUGGUGGGAAUCGGCUCGGUGGGUCGUCGCUCCUGGAGUGUGUAGUGUUUGGAAGGAUCGCAGGCGAUCAGUGUGCGGAUUAUCUUGCAGGCGGGAAGUGAGGUUUUCGAGUAUGACUGUCUGGUCCGCAUCUAAAUAUGAGGAAGUGUUUCGUAUCUAUGUUAUGACCUUCACCUCCUGCUUGCGAGCACUCGUGCAUUUGGCUGUUAACAUGGAGUAAAAUUAGAAUCCCAAGUCAUCGCAAGAUAGUUAUACGUAGCUGAUGACAAGGUUUAAACUGAUGACAUGCAGAAACACCGUGAUUAAUCACCUUUGUGCAGCGUGAACGCCGCUUCAUUAGCAAAUGCGUCUUUCUUAAUUACUUGAUCC
Molecule: messenger RNA, 1955 nt
Organism: Cucurbitaria berberidis CBS 394.84
Lineage: Eukaryota; Fungi; Ascomycota; Dothideomycetes; Pleosporales; Cucurbitariaceae
Product: Flavocytochrome c
Exons: 1
Coding region: 185-1687 (500 amino acids)
Molecular function (GO): FMN binding; oxidoreductase activity
Source: RefSeq, a predicted model, not a curated record